Messenger RNA from Dovyalis caffra, 1128 nucleotides. The record is from the annotation of a GenBank genome assembly. Lineage: Eukaryota; Viridiplantae; Streptophyta; Magnoliopsida; Malpighiales; Salicaceae.
AUGAAUUCCCAACAACAAGGGACUGACAACAACAACAUAAAUUGUUGUUCAAUCCUAGAUUGGGAUCAACCUUUGACAGACCAAGAACUUGAAGCCAUUGAUGCAAUAGAAGCCUCAUUUCAAUCCUCCACACCACCACCACGACCAUCAUCAUCAUCAUCAUCAACAGCAACAGCUCCUUCUUCUUCUAUAUUCAAGAAACGACAUUCAAGUCCACAAAACGAUCAAGAACUUCCAAGAACUCGACGCCAAUUGCCGAGUUCUCUUUUUGCUCUCUCCAAACCUUUUUCCCUCUCUCCUUGUCAAGGUAGUGUGAAGAUGAGAUAUCCUGCAAUGAAGUUCGGGGGUCAAAUUUUGUAUAGCAGAACUGCUAUAGAGGUAGAGAAAGCUGCAGGGGAGCUUUUACAGAGUCUUAAAGCUGAAAAGGGAGAAACAGGUCCAGUUAUUGUUGGUUUUGAUAUUGAGUGGAAGCCCACAUUUAAAAAAGAGUAUAUUACUGAAAAUGUUGGUUUUGACUUCCUUGCUUUCCCGGUGCUUCUGGAAGAGAAAGGUAUGUUGCCUGGAAAAGCUGCAGUUAUGCAGAUAUGUGGGAACACUAGUCUUUGUCAUGUGAUGCAUAUUUUUCAUUCUGGAAUCACUCAAAGUCUGCAGUUUCUUCUAGAGGAUUCUACACUUGUAAAAGUUGGUGUUGGCAUAGGUGGUGACUGUGUUAAGGUUUUUAGAGAUUAUAGUGUCUCAAUUAAAUCAGUGGAGGACCUUUCCUAUCAUGCAAAUCAAAAGUUUGGGGGAGAACCUAAAACUUGGGGUCUUCAAGCUCUAGCAGAGAUUCUUGUUUGCAAAGAGUUGAAUGGCAUUUGUGGAGUAGAGCUAAGAAAAUGGAAAGCGUUAUAUGCUGAAGCAUUACACAAAGAGGACUCAAGCUCAAGCAGAUGUGAGCCUUGGCUUCAAAAGCCCAACAGAAUCAGACUUGGAAACUGGGAAGCAGCUGUUUUAUCAAAAGAACAACUACAAUAUGCGGCUACUGAUGCUUUCGCUUCUUGGCAACUAUACCAAGUGUUAAAGAGCCUCCCAGAUGCAAAGGAUGCUACUGACCAUACAAGUCAGGAACCGAAAGUCGAAUCAACAUAA